This is a messenger RNA of Humulus lupulus (European hop), 4539 nucleotides long. RefSeq lists its product as uncharacterized. The transcript has 2 exons. The record is from RefSeq and is a predicted model, not a curated record. The coding region runs from base 2827 to 3579 and encodes 250 amino acids. NCBI's taxonomy places the organism in Eukaryota, Viridiplantae, Streptophyta, Magnoliopsida, Rosales, Cannabaceae.
ACAAAAAUUUUAAAUUUUUGGUAUUAGGGUUCCAUUAUAACCCCUCUCUCUCUCUCUCUCAUUCUUCUUCUUCUUCCACUACACGAAGCGAUUCCUGGGCAAUGAACUUCGACGACAACUCCUGGGCAAAGAGCUUCGAGUUUCGAUGGAGGCUCUUGGGCGGCGACUCCUAGGGAACGAUCUCUGAGCUUCGACAGUCACUCCUGGGCGCGAAGAGCUUCGAGUCUGGGCUGGGCCUUGGGAGUGGGAGUCGAGCCACAGCGAUGGGGUAUGUGGCUUCUGCAAGGUCGGAGGAGAGCUGGAGAUGGACGUCCGACGAGAUGGAGAGAACGUCACCAAAGAGGUGGAGAGAGCCACUGAAUGGGCGAACACUCUCUCUCUCUGAUGAGGACAUCAAGAUUAACGAUCCAAUUCAAGUUCCAGUUGGUCCGGUGACGAGGGCGCGAGCUAGGAGAUUCAAAGAAGAGUUUAACAACUUAGUCUGGAGAAUUCUACAACAGGAAGGGUCGAGUUCAUUAUUGAGGGUGAACAAAGGCUUGUGCUGCUCAUCGAAGUUGACUCAGUUUAGGAGCUUGAUUAAGAUUUGGCUUCUUUGUAACCUUACUUUAAUUAUUUGUUUUAGUUUGAACUAUAUUUUCAUGUUUUAUUAGAGUCUUUGUUGGAGUCAAAGACAUGUCUUUUUUGGGCUUUUUCAAUUAAGGGUAUUUUAGGGAUUUUAUAUGUCUAAAACCCUCUUUGUAAUUUUCGGCUAUAUUAGGGCUUGUGGACGGUUUGGAAGGCAGAUAGUUUUUGUUAAUGAAAAGUUGUGAGUUUUUCUUCUUGAGUUCUUGAAGAAACUUUCGAACUUAUCAAGGAUUUCCUUGUGGCGUUCAAAUCUGACUUAUCAAACGAAUAAUCCAUUCCAGUUUGUGGCGUCUUCACCAUACCAAGGUUCGUGCUUCGCUAAGCAUUGGGUCGCGGUUUCCAUUCCAAAUUUGAGUGUUCUUGGGUUGUUUUUUUCCAGAUUUGGUUCGGGUUUCGUCACAAUUGUUGGCGUGGUUCGUAUCAGUUGGUAUCAGAGCCAGGUUCAUAUGGUUUGGCCUAUCCUUUUCCUUGUUUUCUUUUCGUUUCUUUGUUCAAUUCGUGCAUUUGAAUUAGGGUUUUUGAAAAUCCUUCUAAUUUUUUUCUUUCUGAAAUCGUGAAUUAGGGUUCUUAUUGUGAAAUCCGAAUUUGCAUUGAGUUUCUCUUGUUUCUUUUGUGAAAUCCGAGUUGUUUUGUUUUCGAAUCGUUCUAGUUCCACCAAUUCUGAUUCUCUUGUGUCUUGUACCUGUGUUUGAGAAAUAAAAAAAAAAAAAAAAGAAAGAAGAAGAAAAAUCAAGGGGAUCCGAAAAAAGAGAGUGGAAACCUCUCUUAAUUUUUUUUUUUCUAAUCUUGUUCAUUAUGGCCUAGAGGCUCUUUUGCCAAAUCCUCACGCAAGUGUAUAAAAAAUCAUCAGUUUUUGCCAUAUAUAUAUUCGUUUGGUUUGUUUUGGUUUGAUUUGCUACUAGAAUCCUCCAUAAUAUCGUUUGAUUAGUUUUGAAAGAGCUUAAAGAAGAAUACGAGUGGAAAAAGGCAGAGGUGCAGGCUUAUUUGAGGGUAAAAACUAUUGAAAUUGUGUGAAACACGAGUGGAUUUAAGUGAAAAUAUUGUUCGAGUGAAACACGUGAGGGAGUGUGGUGAGGUCUCUUCUCCAUAUUGUUCUAACCUUAUUUUGCAGAUUUCCAUCAUGGUACAAAACCUAGAGAGAAAUGCAAGCAAUGAGAUUCCACCACCUAAGGUUCCGAAUCUACAAAUUCAAGCAUUAAUCGGGGAGAUGCGAAGGAUGAUGAGGGCGGAGUGUGAACAAAUACAUGAGAGGUUGGAUAGGGUAGAAGAGAGAGCACAACGGAGGCCACGGAGGAACAGGGUGCAACAACAGGAUGUUGAGGGUGAAGGAGAGUUUGAAGGGGAAGAUUCAAAUGAAGAGUUUGAUAGGAUGUUGCGGAUGCUCAAAAUUCAACACCGAUAAAGAACCCACAUCUCAUGCCUAAGGUCCCUAGAAGGUCCAAAGCAACCAUGUUUGAAGUCUAUUUGAACCCUCAAAUUAGUGCUCAAAAUGACCCUGCUCAAAUUGACCACUCCACCUUGGACACUAGUAAAGAGCCCAAGCGUCCCGCGCGCCCAGCGCCUCGCGCGCGCCCCGCGCACCCCGCUCGCCUCGCGACACCACCAGGAGACAAGCGUCUCGCGGCCCCCAAGAUGCCACACGCAACAGUCACGCCGUGGUCCUCGUGGUGGCCUCCUCUCACACACCAGCCUCGUCCUUAGGGGUGUCCACGUGGUGACCAUGGAGCACGAAGAGUUAGAAUACGGAGGGUACGGUGUCCACGCCAGACUGGUAGUGGUAGUACAAGAAUGGUACAUGGCCAGGACUCCCUCAGCACGCUUAUGAGGUCAGUACCCGACAAGUAGUGGGGGCAUAAUAUGGUACCAAGACAAGAGCACUUUUGCAGGCCCCUGACAUGUACUAGAGAAGACCACCACUCUUCCAACACCACUACCACCUGUACUGCUAUCCUGACAGUGUAUUCAUGUACUAUUCUGUCCUGAGGGACCACUAUGUAUAAAGGAGCCAUUAGAGCUCCAAUAUAAAUAGAUGAUCACCCCUCUAGAAAAGAGGUUGGAAAAUUCAUUGUAUGCAGAGGCUAUUAAGCAAUAUACAUUUUUCACUCCAUUGUUGAUCUAUGUUUAUCCUUCCAUAAGUUCAUUCUAAGUUUUUAUCUAAACAUCGCAACAUUUACCUUUGAGUUUUCCGACCUAAUUUCGUUGAUGAGAUUUCACCGUCAACAGAUGUCAGAGGGUAACCAUAGGAGAUAUGGCCAAGAUAGAGAAGCUAGGAUCUGGGUAGAUAAUAAUUUGGGAAAUAUCAAGAUGAGAAUCCCCGCAUUUCAAGGGAAGAGUGAUCCCGAAGCAUGCCUUGAGUGGAAAAAAAAGAUGGAGUUGGUUUUCGAUUGUCACAACUACUCCGAAGUGAAGAAGGUAAAACUUGCUGCAAUUGAAUUUACUGAUUAUGCUAUUGUUUGGUGGGAUCAGUUGUGCAUCAACAGGAGGCGAAAUGGAGAUCGUUCUAUUGAGACUUGGGAUGAUAUGAAGAGGGUGAUGAGGCGACGUUUUGUACCAGCUCAUUACUAUCAGGAUCUAUACCUUAAGCUGCAGGGUCUUCGUCAAGGUUAUAAGAGUGUUGAUGAGUAUUACAAAGAGAUGGAGAUGGCAAUGAUUACAGCCAAUGUGGAAGCAGAUCGGGAGGCGACAAUGGCAAUGUUUUUGAAUGGAUUGAACCGAGAGAUUGCUAAUACAAUUGAGCUACACCAUUAUGUGGAAUUGGAAGAUUUGGUGCAUAUGGCAAUCAAAGUUGAGAGGCAGCUCAAGAGGGGUAGUACAAGUUCAAAUCCGAGACCAAUCCCACAAAAUCCAAGUGCAGCACCUUGGCGGUCGAACUAUCCAAAGAAAGAAGAAAACCCUUUUACUCACAAGCCUAAAACCGAGCAAAAACCAGCCACCACAACCACAGCCUCAAGGUAAAACAUCCCCUACUUCGUCCCGUUUUAGUGAGAUUAAGUGUUUCAAAUGUCAGGGAGAGGACACAUAGCUAGCCAAUGUCCAAACAAGCGAGUUAUGGUAAUUCGGGACAAUGGCGAGAUAGAUUUCGAAGAUGAAGAUGAUCUUGAUGACAUGCCACCAUUGGAGGACGCUUCUAUGGGUGGUGAGGAGUUUGGGGCAGAAUAUGGUGAGAUUCUUGCACUAGUCACACGAUGAGCCUUAAAUUUUCAAGCAAAAGAAGAGGUGCAGUGGGAGAACAUCUUUCACGCUUGUUGUCAUGUGAAAGACAAGGUAUGUAGUGUUAUUAUUGAUGGUGGUAGUUGCACUAAUGUUGCUAGUUCUUCCAUGGUUGAGAAGCUGGGGCUCACAACACAUAGACAUCCUCGUCCAUACGAACCACGCCAACAAUUGUGACGAAACCCAAACCAAAUCUGGAAAAAAACCACCCAAGAACACUCGAAUUUGGAAUGGAAACCGCGACCCAAUGCUUAGCAAAACACGAACCUUGGUAUGGUGAAGACGCCACAAAUGGGAAUGGAUUAUCCGUUUGAUAAGUCAGAUUUGAACGCCACAAGGAAAUCCUUGAUAAGUUCGAAAGUUUCUUCAAGAACUCAAGAAGAAAAACUCACAAUUUUUCAUUAACAUAAACUAUCUGCCUUCCAAACUGUCCACAAGCCCUAAUAUAGUCGAAAAUUACAAAGAGGGUUUUAGACAUAUAAAAACCCUAAAAUACCCUUAAUGAAAAAGCCCAAAAAAGACAUGUCUUUGACUCCAACAAAGACUCUAAUAAAACAUGAAAGUAUAGUUCAAACUAAAACAAAUAAUUAAAGUAAGGUUACAAAGAAGCCAAAUCUUAAUCAAGCUCCUAAACUGAAUCAACUUCGAUGAGCAGCACAAGCCUUUGUUCACCCUCAGUAGUGAACUCGACCUCUUCCUGUUGUA